AUGCUCGCCAUUUCGCUAGGGAGAGGACCGAUCAAAGGAAAAAACUCCACUCGCGAUCGCCAUCCUUAUACCCCGGCUGUACGAAAGGCGCGUCCUGCUGCCCGCGAAGAACGGGCUCCUGCUCGGCGUCUGCGGAGGAGAGAUGUCCUUGAGGCAGAGAAUAAGAGGAAUGAGGAAGAGGAGGAGGUGCCCGUGGAAGCUAGUUGGGCGGUUGUUGAUCCGUUGCCAAGCCGCGAGGCGCGGUUGGCAGCGAUGGAGAGCGACACCACACAGCUGCGGGAUGUGGAAGAUGAUCUGACUGAGGCAGCGAAUGCCCUGCAGUUGGAUUCUGGUGCGGAGACGGAGGCUUGCCCUCCUGAAUUGCAGCUGCGGAUUUGUUCGGGUUCCGCUCAGCAGGAGUAG
Messenger RNA from Penicillium longicatenatum, 402 nucleotides. RefSeq lists its product as uncharacterized. The transcript is spliced from 3 exons. The coding region runs from base 1 to 402 and encodes 133 amino acids. The record is from RefSeq and is a predicted model, not a curated record. Lineage: Eukaryota; Fungi; Ascomycota; Eurotiomycetes; Eurotiales; Aspergillaceae.